CCACAGGCAAGCAUAAAGACAGUCUGCAAAGUCGGCUUUUAGCAAAACCAUCCCGCAACAAAACAACUUCAAGCACUUCCUUCACGUCAGUGCUUCAGCCGACCAUGUUCACAGCCUUAACUCUGGCCGCCCUGAGCCUCAUGGUGUUGCCGUCUAACAUGUGUCCUCCAACCUGCGAAUGUCUCCACAACCUGACCAAAGUUGUGUGUCCGGAGAAAGGACUGAACCAGGUCCCUGAGCUGCCAGAAGGCACAGAGCAGCUGUAUGUCUCAUACAAUAAGAUCCAGGAAAUACCCAAGCAUGGGCUGGAGAGGCUAAAGGUCCUGGACCUGACUAAGAAUCAGCUGAAUGACUUCCUAUCCUUCAACCCAGUUUGGCCCAAUAUGACAAAGCUGUCUAAGCUCUUCCUCCGCAAAAAUGACCUGAGGUUGCUCCACCCUGGUCAGUUCCUAAACUGCCUUUCUCUCACCUUACUGGACCUGAGUGAGAACCAGAUUGAGUAUCUACCCAUUGGAUUCCUCCACGGAUUAUCUAAUCUGAAGACGCUGUUUGUGAACUUUAACCAGAUUCAAAUGUUACAGGUUGGUGCAUUGGAAGGAGCCUUCGCCCUCACUGACCUCCACCUUAGCCACAACAAUAUAACAAACAUAGAGGAAGGUGUGUUCAAGAACUCCACCGUGUUGGAGAACCUAGUUCUGUCCAGAAACAGAAUCACACGUGUGGGUGAAUCCAGCUUCACAGGACUGACAGGUCUCCAACAGCUUAACCUGAAUGGUAACAUGCUGGUCACUGUCCCAGCUGAGGCAUUGAGGGCUCUAAACAAGCUCAGGUAUCUGUUUCUACAGAGGAACAGCAUCAUCAGCCUUCCAGUGGAUUGCUUCUCCUCAUUGGGCCUAUUGGUGCAUCUAGACUUGAGCAACAACAAGCUGACCACUCUGUCUGAGGGAUCACUCAGAGGUCUGACCAUGCUGCUUGCACUGGACCUCAGUCUUAACCUCAUAGAUUCUCUUCCCCCAAAUGUCUUCAAUGACCUGAUCAGCCUUGAGUUACUUGAUUUAAACAGGAACAGGCUGGCAUCUCUUCCUCUGGAUGCAUUCAGUAACUUGAACAACCUGCAAGAGUUGCAGCUGGAAAGCAAUCAGAUCUCUGCCGUAACAGUUGGGGUUUUCGAUUCGUUGUCCAAACUCAACGACUUACAGCUGUCGAACAACAGCAUCCAGGAGCUCCGACCUGCUCUGUUCAACAAGCUUGAAUCACUGCAAAACCUGUAUCUGGAGUACAACGCUCUGAGGCACCUUCCCAAAGGUCUUUUCCACGAGAUGAAGGUCCUCACAAAGAUACACCUCAAUGACAACCAUAUCAAGUCUCUACAUCCCUCAGUCUUCCAUGGUCUGGUGCAAGUACAUUCGCUGAAACUCUCUCGCAACCAUCUCACCUCUCUACACCCCGAACAGUUCAGAGACAUUAUUGGUUUGAAAAAGUUAAAACUUGAUGGAAACCACAUAGGUAACCUUCCUGCAAAACUGUUUGUGAAUCUACUACAUCUCAAUACACUGGAUCUGGACUAUAAUCGUAUCUCAGAGCUGUCUCCUGAUGACUUCGUAGGGUUGACUAACCUGAAAGACCUCAGACUGAGCUUCAAUCAGCUCUGUGACAUCCCGUUUAACACUUUCUAUCCCCUACACAACCUCCACAAGCUUCAGCUGAAGAACAACAGCCUGGGUAGUUUACACCCUCAGCUCUUUGCCCGACUUCCAAAGCUAACAGAACUCAACUUGGAUGGAAACAAGUUGGAUCACCUGCAACCUGAUGUAUUUAGAGGACUCUUAAAACUUCAGAAACUGAGUUUAAAGUCCAACCAGCUUAGAGCAGUAGAGAAUGGGACUUUGGAGCCUUUAAGAAACCUUAGGGCUGUCUAUCUGUCAGGUAACAAAUGGGACUGCUCCUGUGCACAUAUUCUCUACAUCAGCAGCUGGGUCAACAUGCACGGAGACAAGCUCAGAGACCAGCCCGUUUGCUUCUUCUCUUCUUCUUCUUCCUCAGAGAAUACAACCCUUUCUCAGGCAGCUCUGUCUCCCCCGUUGUUACAAGAUCAUUGCCCAACAAGUGCCGCAAGUGGCUCAACCACUUUAUUUCCUCUAGAAAUGCUGAAUCUGCUCACAAUGUAUGUCAUAGCUGUCAACCCACUGUGACAUCCUUUGUGGGGAAUUCGUGCUCUCUACUCUGUACAGAAGCCCGAGAGGCAGGUGAGAAGUAAAGAAGUCUGGUGAUCCAUUUUCUAAGUCUGAUCUAAAUUCUUUUCUCUCCUGUGUUCAUAUUUAAAGAAAAGAUGCCAGGGCAAGCUUUCUAAGUUCCUUAAACAUUUUCUUAUUUGGGGAAAACUGUUUUGUCAGGAUCACAUUAAGUGUUUGAUGUUGUAAUAAUAAUUUCGGCCAGACGCUAAAGUGUACCACUAAA
Molecule: messenger RNA, 2457 nt
Organism: Etheostoma spectabile (orangethroat darter)
Lineage: Eukaryota; Metazoa; Chordata; Actinopteri; Perciformes; Percidae
Product: insulin-like growth factor-binding protein complex acid labile subunit
Exons: 3
Coding region: 105-2192 (695 amino acids)
Molecular function (GO): protein binding
Source: RefSeq, a predicted model, not a curated record